Molecule: messenger RNA, 1636 nt
Organism: Eutrema salsugineum
Lineage: Eukaryota; Viridiplantae; Streptophyta; Magnoliopsida; Brassicales; Brassicaceae
Product: rhodanese-like domain-containing protein 4, chloroplastic
Exons: 8
Coding region: 80-1423 (447 amino acids)
Source: RefSeq, a predicted model, not a curated record
CUUCUUCUUCUUCUUUAGCUUUGAUGAUACGGAGAGGACAAUUGUUGGUGUAGAAGGAGUGAGAGAUAGAGAGGAAGCCAUGGAAGCUCUGAAAACUGCUAGCUUCUGCCCUAUGUCGGUUCUAUCCGAGAAGAGAUCCGAACCACGAAAGCCCUUUUCGCUCCCUAAGCUCUUUACGCCGAAAUCACCGAAACCAAUCUCCCAUGAAAGCUUUUUCAGGAGCUUCAAUGGCGGAUUAGCUCUUCUAACCUCUGUUUUAAGCAGUGCAACAGCUCCUGCAAAAUCCCUGACGUACGAGGAAGCUCUGCAACAAUCUAUGACCUCUCCUUCAUCUUUUGAUUCAGACGGCUUUAUCGACGGGAUAUCAAGUUUCGUCACGGACAAUCCUCUUGUUAUUGCCGGUGGAUUUGCUGCAUUUGCUGUUCCAUUUGUUCUGUCCCAGGUUCUGAACAAAAAGCCCAAAUCUUUCGGAGUUGAGUCUGCUAAGAAUGCGUAUGCCAAGUUGGGAACUGAUGAAAAUGCUCAAUUGCUUGACAUAAGAGCCUCUGCUGAUUUCAGACAAGUGGGCACUCCUAAUAUUAAGGGUUUAGGUAAAAAAACGGUUUCUACUGUUUAUAACGGAGAAGACAAGCCUGGUUUCUUGAAAAAGCUUUCCUUGAAGUUUAAAGAUCCUGAGAAUACCACAUUGUUCAUUCUGGACAAGUUUGAUGGAAACUCCGAGCUUGUUGCUGAAUUGGUGGCCCUUAAUGGAUUCAAAUCUGCUUACGCCAUAAAAGAUGGAGUGGAGGGACCUAGAGGCUGGUUGAAUAGCGGUUUGCCUUGGAUAGAGCCAAAGAAGAAUCUCAGUCUUGAUUUGAGCAGUUUGACGGAUAGUAUCAGCGGUGUGUUUGGUGAGAGUUCUGAUGGUGUCUCUGUUGCUCUUGGAGUAGCUGCUGCUGCUGGAUUAAGUGUUUUUGCAUUUACAGAGAUUGAAACCAUACUUCAACUACUAGGUUCGGCUGCACUUGUUCAGCUUGCAGGCAAGAAGCUUCUAUUUGCUGAGGACCGAAAGCAAACCCUGAAACAAGUGGAUGAGUUCUUGAACACAAAGGUUGCCCCUAAAGAACUUGUUGAUGAAUUAAAGGAAAUAGGAAAGGCUCUUCUUCCUCCAUCAACAAGCAGCAAAGCUCUUCCCGCACCAGCAACUGUAACACCAGAAGCAGCAGCUACAACCACCACCGUCGAUAAACAAGAACCUGAGCCAGAGACGAAACCAGAGCCAGAGCCAGAGCCAGUGCCAGAGAUCAAAGCCGCCACUGCACAAGUAAUCUCAGAACCUACCAAAACAGAAGCGAAACCAAAAUCUUAUUCAAGACCUCUCUCUCCAUAUGCAUCGUACCCUGACUUGAAGCCUCCAACAUCUCCGACACCAUCGCAGCCCUAAAUAAAAGCAGCCUCCUUGGAACUUGUUCUGGUUUUGCCUCCUGCAAAAUAUUGCUCGAAUCUUAGAGACUUCUUCUUUUUCUGUUUUCUUUUUACUUCGUUUUCUGUUUUCUUUUUACCUUCGAGAACUUAGAUGCUACCUUCUGUUGAAUCUGAGAUAUGUGUACUCUGUUUUUUCCCCUCCUUUAUACCGCCAUUGACGCUGUGCUUCAAA